UGGCCUGACGUCGUUAAUUGGGCAACUCCGUACGUGAUGACAUCAUCGGGGUACGUGAUUGCGUCAUCACCGCAGUGCGUCUAGUCAAAGGAGCGGCGAGCCCAACCCCCGGGGCCCUGCAGGCCCGGCCGAGCCUUGUCCCUCGCUUGCCAGUUACGCCGUGGAAGAGGCUCCAAAGUCGGCGAACGAAACCAGCGUGAUGAAGUAUGGUCAAGAUAAACCCUUACGACCCACCGAACGUUGUGCCAUGGAGGAGCCGGCCGGCAUGGAGGAGGAGCUACCAAGUCCCACCACUGAUGACACAGCGAUUGCCAAUCAGGUGGAGAUGGAUGCCUACACAAGGGUCCUGGGACCUACGAUGGCUCACGAAGAAGAUAUUGAAGAUUUUGACGAAGAUAAUGAUGAACCGUCAUCAUCCUCAGCUGAUGAUGACGACGACGAUGAUGGUUACGACGAUGGCGGCGAUGGUGGCGGUGGUCUCCUUGCGUCCAGCGUGGCCGAUCAGGUCACGGCACACCUCGCCGCUUCUGGCCCCGUGGGGUUGGCGGCCGCUGCUGCCGUGGCGACGGGGAGGAGGAGGCGGCGGCUGCAUGCCUUCGAGUCGAACCCGUUCGUGCGCAAGCGGCAGCAGACGAGGCUUCUGCGGAAGCUGAGGGGCAUGAUAGACGAGUACACGACCCGCGUGGGGCAGCAAGCAGUGGUGCUGUUUGUGUCUCCACGUAAACCCAACCCCGUCUUCAAGGCCUUCGGCGCCGCGCCGCUCGACAACGUGGUGCGCCGGUACAAGUCGUCCAUCCUGGAGGAUGUGGAGGAGGCACUUUCAGUGCAUGCCCCCGCGGUGCACGGGGGGCAACGGCAACCGGAGCUCCCGCCACUCCUUAUCGACGGCAUCCCCGUAUCCGUGGACAAGAUGACGCAGGCCCAGCUGCGGGCCUUCAUCCCUGAGAUGCUGAAGUUUUCAACGGGCCGCGGGAAGCCAGGUUGGGGAAAGGAGGCGUGCCGACCGCCGUGGUGGCCACCCCACGUGCCGUGGGCCAACGUGCGCUCCGACGCACGCUCCCACCAGCAGAAACAGCUGGUGUCUUGGACGCAUGCACUGCGCACCAUCGUCAAGAACUGCUACCGGCAGCACGGGCGUGAGGACCUGCUCUACGCCUUCGACGAUGGGCCCAUGCCACAGGUGGCCGCGGCGGGAGGGCGGGCCGGCGACGAUGUUGCCGGCGACAAUGGUGCCACCAUUGCGGAGCAGGAGCAGGCCACCACACUGACGAGCAUGCUACUUGGCACGGACGAUGACGGCGGUGGCGCCACCAUGGUGCAGGCGAUCAACCCUGAUGGCUCCUUGUCCCUCGUACAGGUGAUGAUGGACAGGGGAUGGACGGAGGUGGAAACCCUCUCCGACAUGGUCUACCAGGCGGGGGUCCACGACACGGCCACCGUCACUGUGGCCAUUAACAGCGAAGGCACGGUCACUGCGGUGACGACCCUGCCCGGUGGGAACCAAAUCCUCUUCUCUGGCGAAGCGGCGGCCGCCGUGGGUGCCCUUGCCCAGCACGAGGGGUCUUACCACGUGAGCUUGGCGUCGGACCACCCUGCCCAGGUCUCCGUGGCAGCGACGCACGGACUGGCGUGUGCCGAAGACGUGGAGGUUGUGACCCUGGGGUGAUGUCGCCGUGACCUCUUCCUUCCCGGAGGUACGCGAGGUCACGCAGCGGACUUGCAAACCCAUGAACUGUGAGAAGAGGGACACCUUUCACUUGAUGCAUGGGAACCUAGGAGGGGCGGAGAGGACCCUUUUUGGGGAUGGGGGGGAUUCCUAUUUCUAGGUGGACUGAACAACAACGGCAAGAAGUGAGCAACGCAAAGUGUCGCUGUACGGUCGUGUCGUGACAAAACCACCAAAACAGCAAUCUGACAAAAGCAAUGACAAUGAUAGUGGAAAGAAACAGAGGCAGAGGGAGGAAAAAGACAGGAGACUGACGGAUGGAGCAGAUGGAAUUUGAUGACGAUGAUAGCCCACAGUGGAGUAUAGCCGCUGCCGCUAUUGCUGGAAGUUCACGGACCCCAGUGUCCCUGCGGGGAGGGGCUGGACAGGAAAAGGAAAGAAGUAGAAGGCAGAUUUUUUGGGGUUGGCGGUGUGGGUAGCGUCAGGAGUGAGAGGAAGGGUGGUUGCAAGUAACAAUUUACCAAAAAGUUUAAUAGAAUCCAUCCGAACGCCCGCGCCGCGGUACACGCGUCCAGUUGUGGUCGUUGUCCAUGAUCAAUCCACUACUGGGUGAAGGCAUCCCCAAGUUGCUGCCACCUCUUGUGAUCCUGCGGUGCAAUGAUCCAUUGGGCACCCGCACACGAACCAAUCUGCUUGAUGCAUUUCCUCAGUGGGAGUCCUCUCGGAUGCGCUCCAUUCCUUGGCUGCCACUCCAUUCCUGUUUAACACAUAGUCGGCUUUCGUGCCCAAUUAUUCAUGAUGAAGUAGUUUUUUUUGGAUUAGAUCACAUACAUGUAAAAGUGUUGUACACCUGCCUCCACCCGAUGCAGUUAAUUAGUACGGAUUGGAACGAGCAAAACAUACAAAUUAGUUACAACCUCAGGACCUGCCAGUAGUGUGUUGGAGAGCAAACCCACAACAUUUACAAUUGACCAUUUUGACGUUUUGUUGGUGAUUACAAUCAGCAUCGUCAGGUUAUUGCCAGAAUGCUAAAUAAGUCUUCCUAUUUUGGGUCUUAAUUAGAGUAAAGUGAUGGCAUUAAUUGUAAAUGUUGCGGGUUUGCUCUCUAACACUGGUGUGCUGGGACGUUUUGUUCACGUGACAAACCUUACUAAUUGGCUGUCAUGUGGAGGUGUGUCUACGACACAUUUACACGAUCUUACCGAAAAAAAUAUUUGUCGUGACCUUUACAGUUCUUGACCGCAUCAAGUUUUGUGUGCGACGAUCGUUUUUUUUAGGGUCCAUGAAAAUUGUACGCCAGCUUUGUGCAGAGGCUUUCAUUCAGCACCCGGCACACCACAUGUAGUCUACUUUGCUGUAGCUAUGACAAUAGUCUCGUGUCUUGCUGGCACUCCAUUCGUAUUGCGAGAACAGGAAUCUCUUGCAGCCCAGGAGUCGGCGAAUGCAUUGAAUCCUUUGCACGUUGGAGGAGGAGAGGGGGGCGAGUUGGCAGUGGGGGCUGUAUGGCUCAUGGAUGCUUCAACUCUUGGAAUGCAGUCAAAUAUCUUCACGCGCUGAGGGUGCAGGGUCUCCCUUUGUGCGUGUUUUGUUUAUUACUAAUGAUGCGCGCGCGUGUGUGUGCUGUAAAAAAUGAGCGUUAUUCUAUACUAUACAUGAUGUUAAUUUUGCGAAAUAAAGACCGUUUAUAUCCGUG
This is a messenger RNA of Petromyzon marinus (sea lamprey), 3359 nucleotides long. Its product is annotated as nuclear respiratory factor 1-like. Gene Ontology annotation, molecular function: DNA-binding transcription factor activity. Gene Ontology annotation, biological process: regulation of transcription by RNA polymerase II. The record is from RefSeq and is a predicted model, not a curated record. Lineage: Eukaryota; Metazoa; Chordata; Hyperoartia; Petromyzontiformes; Petromyzontidae.